AUGGCGUGGUGGUGCGAGAGGGUCGUCGCGCCGGUGCGGCGGGCCUGGCUCGCCGUGGCGCGGCGGGCGCGGAACCGCACCAAAUGUAGUCUUACAGAACUAGGAGUCACACAUUUUCUACUAGUAGUAAACAACACUAAUCAUUUCUGUCGGCAAACCGGGCGCAGGGAGCACAGGGGUGGUGGACCUGCACAGGGACGUGCAAACCUGCGGAUACGACGAUGUUCAGGUGAUGUGGAACAUGCUGAGCUCGGAGAAACAUGCCCUCGGCCACAGGCCGGCGGCGCCUGA
This is a messenger RNA of Triticum turgidum subsp. durum (durum wheat), 291 nucleotides long. The record is from the annotation of a GenBank genome assembly. NCBI's taxonomy places the organism in Eukaryota, Viridiplantae, Streptophyta, Magnoliopsida, Poales, Poaceae.